AUGCCCGAGCCUCACUCGCGGCGCGCUGGAGCUUGGAGCAGGGAUGGGACUCUAAAGUCUGAACCCGCGCCACAGUCCACAUCGGCAUCUCGGAGACUCCGCCCACAUUCCCGAACGCGAGACGGCGAGAGCCCACUGCCGUGGCGGAACCACGACCGCUCCGCCGCAUGUUCGCUUCCGCCAAGCCACUAUUCCCGUGUCACCCGGCCCGACGUGGAUUGA
Colletotrichum paranaense is the source of this 222-nucleotide messenger RNA. RefSeq lists its product as uncharacterized. The transcript has a single exon. The coding region runs from base 1 to 222 and encodes 73 amino acids. The record is from RefSeq and is a predicted model, not a curated record. Lineage: Eukaryota; Fungi; Ascomycota; Sordariomycetes; Glomerellales; Glomerellaceae.